Saccharomyces mikatae IFO 1815 is the source of this 696-nucleotide messenger RNA. It is a transcript of the gene MRPL16, whose product is annotated as mitochondrial 54S ribosomal protein uL16m. NCBI's taxonomy places the organism in Eukaryota, Fungi, Ascomycota, Saccharomycetes, Saccharomycetales, Saccharomycetaceae. Gene Ontology annotation, cellular component: ribosome; mitochondrial large ribosomal subunit. Gene Ontology annotation, molecular function: structural constituent of ribosome; rRNA binding. Bases 1 to 696 code for a protein of 231 amino acids. The transcript has a single exon. Gene Ontology annotation, biological process: mitochondrial translation. The record is from RefSeq and is a predicted model, not a curated record.
AUGCUCCCCCAUUUAAUGAAAAUGAAUUUAUCUGUGAAGAUGGGAGGAUUAACUCUCAAGGGUUCGCCAAACACUUUUUUAAAGGUUAACCCAAUCACCAAGAGGUUCAAGCAUGAAUAUGCACCACGGUUCAAGAUUGUACAGAAGAAACAAAAAGGUAGAGUGCCCGUUCGUACAGGUGGUUCAAUCAAAGGAUCCACUUUGCAGUUUGGUAAAUAUGGGUUACGACUAAAAAGUGAGGGUAUUAGGAUAUCUGCGCAACAACUUAAAGAAGCAGAUAACGCUAUUAUGAGAUACGUCAGACCUCUGGUCAAUGGUCAUUUAUGGAGACGUUUGUGUACAAACGUUGCUGUAUGUAUCAAGGGUAACGAAACAAGAAUGGGUAAAGGUAAAGGUGGAUUUGACCACUGGAUGGUGAGAGUACCCACAGGAAAGGUUCUUUUUGAAAUAAAUGGUGAUGAUUUGCAUGAAAAAGUGGCACGUGAGGCCUUUAGAAAAGCAGGAACCAAAUUACCUGGAGUAUAUGAAUUCGUAUCAUUGGAUUCUCUGGUUAGAGUCGGACUGCAUAGUUUCAAGGAUCCCAAGGAUGAUCCUGUGAAGAAUUUUUACGAUGAGAGAGUAAAGAAACCGUCAAAGAAAUAUUUGAAUGUUCUGAAAUCUCAGGAAGCACAGUAUAAACUCUUUAGAGGCCGUUGA